CAACUUCCCAGAAACCAAAGCCACACACAAAGCUAAAAAUGUGAACAAAUUAAAGCCCUCAUCAACCACCACCCUUUAAUUAAAACCCUUUCAAGCACAUUACCUGUACCUUGGUUGGCAUGUUGCAUCUAUAUGCACACUACUCCUUCCCAGAACCUCUUAUUCAUUUCCCCCUCCUUAUUUAAGCUCUCCUCCUCCUCUCCUCUUAUCUCACAACACAAAGUUUAAUUAGUUAAAAUGGAUUCAUUAGGGUUUGAGGAUUUCCUCCCCUCGAUGGCGCAGAAGCUCGGCGCGGAAGGGCUCAUCGAGGAGCUGUGCAAGGGGUUUCGGCUUCUGAUGGACUGCGAGAGGGGCGUGAUCACGCCGGAGAGCUUGCGGAGGAACGCGAGGAGGCUGGGGCUUGAAGGGCUGGAUGAUGAGGAGCUGAUGGGGAUGAUAGGGGAAGGGGACUUGGAUGGGGAUGGGGCUUUGGAUCAGAUGGAGUUUUGCAUUCUCAUGGUUAGGCUCAGCCCUGAGCUCAUGCAAGGGUCCCAACAGAUGUUUGAAGAGGUUAUUCUUGGGAUGUAGUUGCAUUGCAUGAUCAGUUAUACGUACACAUUUUUGAUUUGUGCUACAACAACAACUCAAAAGUUAAUUCUCAUGCAAUUGUAAUCGAUCCCCCCUCUCUCUCUCUUUCUAAUUUACAGAUAA
Molecule: messenger RNA, 690 nt
Organism: Ananas comosus (pineapple)
Lineage: Eukaryota; Viridiplantae; Streptophyta; Magnoliopsida; Poales; Bromeliaceae
Product: calcium-binding protein PBP1-like
Exons: 1
Coding region: 238-567 (109 amino acids)
Molecular function (GO): calcium ion binding
Source: RefSeq, a predicted model, not a curated record